Acanthocheilonema viteae is the source of this 1092-nucleotide messenger RNA. Lineage: Eukaryota; Metazoa; Nematoda; Chromadorea; Rhabditida; Onchocercidae. The record is from the annotation of a GenBank genome assembly.
AUGUCUUUUAGUGUACGUUUACCUUUAGCUAAGGCUAUUUUCGAUCAAUUCAUUGGCCUAAAGCCACAUCCAUCUUUUUGUCAGCAAUAUUAUCCACAGAAACAAACUUUAACACUUUAUGAUCCUGGAUUUUUUAAAGAUUUUCCAAUGUGGAAUUUCGAUGGUUCCUCGACUGGACAAGCUCAUUCGGGUCAAGAUUCCGAUACAUAUCUUAAGCCUGUUGCGCAUUAUCCUGAUCCAUUUCUUGGCGGCAAUAACAAACUUGUAUUAUGCGAAACUUAUGAUCAUGAAAUGAAACCUACCGAUAAUUUUCUUAAAAUUACAGCCACUAACCAUCGUAGUUUCUGCAACGAAAUUAUGGAAAAAUGCAAAAGUGAGAAAAUAUGGUUUGGUAUGGAACAGGAAUACUUACUUUUGGAUAGAGAUGGUCAUCCAUUAGGAUGGCCAAAACAUGGCUUUCCGGAACCACAAGGCAAAUACUACUGCGGGGUUGGAGCAGAUAAAACAUAUGGUCGAGAAUUGGUGGACACGCAUUAUCGAGCUUGUCUAUACACUGGCUUACAACUUUUCGGCACUAAUGCAGAAGUAACACCUGGACAGUGGGAAUUUCAAUUAGGAACAUGUGAGGGCAUUUCUAUGGGCGAUCAACUCUGGCUGGCACGAUAUUUACUCUAUCGGGUUGCUGAAAUGUAUGGCGUUCUGGUUACACUCGACCCGAAACCAGCAAUAACACGUGGUGAUUGGAAUGGCGCUGGUUGCCACUGUAAUUUUUCGACAGAAAAAAUGCGCUCGGAAGGUGGCAUUAAAUACGUUGAAGAAGCAAUCAAGAAACUUGAAAAGAAACACAAAGAACACAUAGCAGUGUACGAUCCGCAUGGUGGCAUGGAUAAUGCACGUCGUUUGACGGGUAAACACGAAACAUCGAGAAUUGAUCAAUUUUCAUGGGGUAUCGCUAAUAGGGCAGCUUCAGUUCGUAUACCUAGAGCUGUUGCCAGAGAAAAAAAGGGUUUCCUGGAAGAUAGACGUCCAUCAUCGAAUUGUGAUCCAUACGCUGUUACUGGAAUAUUGACAAAAACAAUUCUGCUUGAUUGA